Ochotona curzoniae (black-lipped pika) is the source of this 2805-nucleotide messenger RNA. It is a transcript of the gene FAM186B, whose product is annotated as family with sequence similarity 186 member B. Bases 1 to 2805 code for a protein of 934 amino acids. Lineage: Eukaryota; Metazoa; Chordata; Mammalia; Lagomorpha; Ochotonidae. The transcript has 9 exons. The record is from RefSeq and is a predicted model, not a curated record.
AUGGAGACAGACGACCCCUCCCAGCUGGUGACCCCCGCGUCGGUGAAAGCUGUCAUCUCUAGGAUUGAGACUGCCCAGCUAAUCCGGGCCCAGGAGGGCAUUUCUACCCAGCUCUCAGACAUCUUGGGCAAUGUCAAUUCUGUCAUCAGCCGCUUCCAGGAGGAGUUAGGAUACAGUUUGAAAGAAAAGGCAGACCAGACAAGCAGGCAGAGAUUCAUCUUGCUGGAGAAGAUCGCCUCCUUCUCCAGAGGUGCUAAAGCCAAGGAGAAGCAUCUGUACGAGAUCCUCCGCUGGCUGAGCGACUGGGGUGAAAGUCUGACCUACGAAAUCAGACACGGGGAGAGUGAGGAAGAAGAGCGAGUCCAGAACCAAUGGAUUCAAGUGAUGGAGGAAGUGUUGCCUCUUUCCCUUGUCGCCACCAAGGGCAGCAUUGAGACCCUCAUCUCACUCUGCUCCACCCUCGUUGAAGAGCAACGGAAAAAAACACAAAUAUCCCGACACAGCUUUUGGCAGGGCUGGUGGGGAAAAGGUCCUCAAAAACCCAUAGCUCACUCAGAGCCACUAAGCCCAGAGCAGAUGCUCCAGGACAGGCACGCCACCUUCGCCAAGGUCUCCGAGGUGAAGUCCAUGCUACAGGAGCUCCUGGACUCCACCAUGUUCAACAAGGGAGAGGUCAAGGCCAUCGGUUACAUGUCCACCACAGUAGAGAACCUCCAUCAGGCCUUGGUGCUUCAGCAGAAAGAAAACAGGAGCCUGGAGACCAAGUAUCAGUCCCUGAAGACAGAGAUGACCUCAGAGCUCAACAGCCAAAGACAGCAUUUCCAGAAGUCCAUCCAAGCCCUUGAGAGCAAGAGGGACGCGCUGCUGAGGCAGCACGAAGUCCUGGGGGGGAAGUACCAUGACCUCCUCCUCAUGAAGCACGCUUUGGAGUUGCAGUUAAAGCAGCUGCAGAUGGCAGGAGGUCAAGCCGAAGUCGAGGUCCUCGCAGACUUCACAAGCCCCUUAGAGAAAGAAAUCUUCCCAAAGCAGCUAACAGUCGCACAGCAAACCCAUCAGGCACCACAGAAGCAGGGGUGGUUGCUUUCUCCCAUUUCCCCAAGCCCAGUGACUGUGGCCUGGGACAGCAGUGCCAUGCCCUCAAUGCGUCCACCACUGCCCACCAUGGCCAUGCAGUCGAGGGUCGCAGAUCUGUUCAACGGAGAGGGCAGAGGGAGCCUGGAGCCUCCGCUGAUCCCCUCGUCAGAACUCAAGUUUUCCAAGACAUGGGAAAGCCCAGGGUUGGAAAGCCCAGACCAUGGAGAUGGAGACCAAAAGGGCCACUUCCAGGAGAAGGAGGAACUCCUCGUUCACUCCCUUGCAGGACAGCAGCCGUCCUCCCGGAGCUCCAGCCAGGCUCGCCCCGAGAGCCAAGUGCAGCGCUUGGAGAAUGAGCCCACGUGGGAGGAGGAGACAGGGCUGCAGCAGCCGGAAUGGGCGGUCCAGGAGCAAGUGGAGAUGCUGCGGCAGCGGGAAACCAAAGUGGCCACCGAUGGGCAGCCGCAGAGGUCUGUCCCACAGGGAAAGCAGCCAGGGAGCCCACGGAAGGAGCCGGGGCAGCAGGUGCAGCAAGCAGUUGGGAAGAUCUUCACAGCCCCGAGUGGAAAGAGGAACAAGGAGAAGGCGGAGCCACCGUCAGCACCUCCCCCAAGCCGGGCCCAGUCAGCUAGCGUGGACAGGCGGCCACACCUGCCCAGGUCCCCUAACACCCAGCUCAGGGCCGUGAGUGCCCUCAGGGCUGUGAGUACAGUAGAUUUUGCGGGGAAACCAUGGGCUUGCCGGGCUCCUCCCACAAAGCCCAAGAAAUCCGCCUCCUUCCCCAUCACUGGGACGCCCAUCCGGAGGGCCCCCCGGUCCUCUUGGCAGAGAUCUCUAGGCAGUGCCAGGGAGAAGGUAUUCCACAUGGACUUGGAGGCCCAGCGGAAGAACCUGCAGCUCCUGAGUGAGGCGUCGGAGGCGGGGCUGCCGCACCACCUGCGCAGCAAGGCGUCGGAGCUCAUCACCACCACCCUGGAGCUGGGAGUGCUCCGGCUACAGUGCUUGUGCCACAAGUACAUCCUCCAUAGGCGCCUCCAGGGCCUCCGCCUGAAGGUCAUGCGGGUCAUGCGAGACCAGGCAGGGGACUUCUGUGGCCUGCUGGAGCGUCUGGACCGCCUGCAGGGCCUGAGGCUGCAGGCCUGGGGUGACAGGCAGAGGCGCCUGGAAGAGCAGCGCCAGGAGUGCCUGAGCAGCAUGGCGGCCAUAUUCCCCAAGCUCCAGCUAGAGUGGAACAUCCACCUGAGCAUCCCUGAGGCCACCUCCAGAAAGCCAAGGAAGCACAGGCCUCCCUCAGCCUGCCCCAGGCAGCAGCGCACCUGCUCAGCCAGCACUGCCCGCAGGCAGCCCUUUGCCUCCAGGCAGCGGGAAUGUGUGCCCCUGCACAUGGCCUGCCAACCAGGGAAACAGAUGGAAGCCGUGUGGAAGAUGGAUGUGGCCUCUUCCAGCCACCCCAUAGAAAAGAAGACGCCGGUGAGCCUGCCCUGGGAUCCGCAGAGGGGCGGCCCAGACAUCCCCCGCAUGCUGGCCAUGCGGGUGCAUUCCUGCUUGCACAGGAGCCUGACAUCCCUCCAGGCCCGUUCUUUCAGUGCCUCCGCUGCCCAGAAGAAGCAGCGCCAGGAGCCAACAGAUGAAUCAGCCAAGUCUGCUGGCAAAAAGUCGAGAGAGGCCCUCGCUGGCACAGAGAAGGGCAAUGAGGAUGAAGACAGCGCCAGUUCGCAGCCCCCACCUUAG